Molecule: messenger RNA, 1559 nt
Organism: Camellia sinensis
Lineage: Eukaryota; Viridiplantae; Streptophyta; Magnoliopsida; Ericales; Theaceae
Source: RefSeq, a predicted model, not a curated record
AAAAUCUUCAUCAAAUUUUUCGUGCCUCUGAUUUUUCUUUUUCCCUCUGUCACACUAAGCUCUCUCUCUCUCUCUCGGUCUGCAUCUUCUAUCUUCAUGCGACUCAGAAUCACCUCUCUUUAUUUGUUGACAUUCGUAGACCGUCGGGUUUUCGUCGUUCGCCGUUGCUGUGACCAUUGCCGCUUCAUUCUGGUUCGGUAGGUUAGAUGCCAAAUUCACCCCUAAUGAAGAUUGCCUCACAAGAUAUGCAUUGUUGGGGCAUCUUCAGCAAGCUUGGUAGAAGAGGAUGCUUCUCAAACAAGCUGCCCUUCACCUCUCGCCACCUGACCUACUGCAGCUCUCUCUUGAGUUUUCCUUUGCAAGUUCUUCUAUUUUAUAAGAGGUGUAAUUGUUGCCUUGAUGCAAAUUGCUGUCAAUCUAGUUCAAGAAACAUACGAGGUGGGUGUAUGAAGGGGUGAUUAAUGAUCCUUAUGGUGAACUUUUUAUUGCUGAGAGCAAAUCUCUCCCAAAGGAGAGUCUCACUCAAGAUUAUGAUGCAAAGUGUUGGCGAGAACGUUACAGUCUGGAGGAUAUUCCUAGCUUCCUAGAAAAUGCUGCUGGAACAAUCUUGACAACAGGAAAAUAUUUCAAUGUGAUGAGAGAAUGUGGGCACAAUGUGCAAGUUUUGUUAUGAUUAUGUUGUUGCUUUAUAGUUCACUCAUUUUUUUUUUCUUUUUCCAAAAUUGUUUGUUGAUCUUUAUCUGCUGAUGUUAAUUCAACCGCUUGCCUAGCUAAUUAUUUUGGCAGGUCUCUGUGUCAGAAAAUUCAAAGUUGAUGAGCUUUGGUGCAAAUCAUCAUUAUCUUGAGUGUAUAAAAGCUGCUUAUGAGUUUGCCAGUGGUGAGCUCCUAAAUCUUAUAAAAGAAAAGUAUGACCUAAUGGGAAAAUUGCGGUCUAUAAAACACUAUCUUCUUCUUGAUCAGGGUGAUUUCUUGGUUCAUUUUAUGGAUAUAGCUCGAGAUGAGCUCUUGAAGAAGCCCGAUGAGAUUUCUGUUGAGAAGUUGCAGUCUCUGCUAGACCUUGCUUUGCGCACCACAGCAGCUGCAGCAGAUCCUUGCCAUGAGGACUUAAUAUGUUGUGUGGAAAGAUCUACUUUGAUAAAAAGUUUGAGCAUGCUCAAAGAUCUUCAAAUCAAUCGGGCUGUUUCUGAUAGUAGUGAUUUAGAGGAACCAGUGUGCAUUACUGGCCUGGAAACAUUUUCUUUGAGUUAUAAGGUUCAAUGGCCAUUGUCCCUUGUUAUAUCAAGAAAAGCCUUAACAAAAUAUCAGCUGAUAUUCCGCUUCCUGUUUCAUUGUAAACAUGUGGAUCGCCAGCUUUGUGGGGCAUGGCAAAUACAUCAAGUAUGGAGCAGAAAUCUGUUCCAUAAUUUGUGAAUGUUGGCUCCUUUUGUUUGUCUAAUUUUACUGCCACCUGAUUGUAGGGUGUGUGCGCUGUUGACACAAAAGGAACUGCAAUCUCUUGGUCAUCUGUGCUAUGUCGUAGUAUGCUUAAAUUUAUUAAUAGCCUUCUACACUAUCUAACA